Momordica charantia (bitter melon) is the source of this 1708-nucleotide messenger RNA. Its product is annotated as B-box zinc finger protein 21. The record is from RefSeq and is a predicted model, not a curated record. Gene Ontology annotation, molecular function: zinc ion binding. Gene Ontology annotation, cellular component: nucleus. NCBI's taxonomy places the organism in Eukaryota, Viridiplantae, Streptophyta, Magnoliopsida, Cucurbitales, Cucurbitaceae. Gene Ontology annotation, biological process: regulation of DNA-templated transcription; photomorphogenesis.
UUCAUUUUUUUAAUAUCAAAUAAUCUCUUUUUCCUCACUGUGCAAGAUCGCCGGGAUGUACCGCCAUUCUUAUUAUAUUCUGUAAUUAUUGCUUCUUCUCCAUCACAGAGUUCCUCCAGAUUGCUCCGGCGAAAAACCCAUCUCCAAGAUAUGAAGAUUCAGUGCGAUGUCUGUGAAAAAGGCGAUGCCUCGGUGUUCUGUACGGCGGACGAGGCGGUGCUCUGUAAUCUCUGCGACCACCGCGUCCACCAUGCCAAUAAGCUCGCUUCGAAGCACCGGCGAUUUUCCCUCCUCCGCCCAUCCGCGGCGGAGGCCCCCGUCUGUGACGUCUGCCGGGAGCGGCGAGGUUUCUUGUUCUGUCAGCAGGACAGAGCGAUUCUGUGCAGAGAGUGCGAUGAUCCGAUUCAUUCGGCCAACGAACUCACUAAGAAGCACGACAGGUUUCUUCUGACUGGUGUUAAGCUCUCCACCACUGCCGCUCUGUACACGCCGCCGCCCUCGGGCGAGAAGCCGAUCGGAAGUGGUGGCCGUGGUGUUUCUGAUCCCAAGUCAAAGCGUUCCGUUAAGAACCCACCAGCCGUUUCCCCUGCCCCAAUAACAUGCCCACCAAGUGUUCGCGUAAAUGCCCCACAGAACAUUCCCCCGGCGGCAGCGGUGAACAAGGGCGGCGGAGGUCUGAUUCCGACCGGCGGCGGUGGCUUGGCGAGUAGCAUAUCGGAAUAUUUGAUGGAGACACUCCCCGGGUGGCACUUCGAAGACUUCCUCGAUUCCUCUGUUCCUCCCCCCUUUGUGGAGUUGCAGUGUGGAGGAGUGGGAUUGCCAUUUGUGGAAGGUGAAAUUGACGGUUGUUUUUCAUCAUCGGAAAGUUUGGAGCUUUGGGUCCCUCAGGGGCCACCACCGGCGCUGUAUGGUUCAGGAUUAAUGACGAUGAAUAAUAGUAAUACCAAUAAUGGGUUGAAGGAGACAAAGGAAUUAGGCAUAAAUUCAUCAAAAGUAGUCAAUAGAUCUGUGUGGACAGAUGAUGGUUUCACUGUGCCACAGAUCACAAGUACUGCUACCCCAUCUGCAGGCUUUAAGAGAUCCAGACCUUUUUGGUAAAACUUCCAAUUCCAAAUCCUUAAUCCCCAAAGAAAGUAAAACCCUCGUUUUCUUUUGCCCUUUUCCUUCUCUCUUCUUCUGGGUUUCUGUUACUUUUUGUUCAAGUUUCCACCUGUAAAGCCUAAUGGGUUCUUCUUCUGGGUGGUUUCUUGUACUUCUUUUGUCCAAUUUCACGUGUAGUUUAAUGGGUUCUUCUUACCUUUUGUCCCAACUGUAAUCUUAAUUGUGUAAUUCUGUAAAACAACACUUUUUGUCACUGUAAAUACCACCAAAGGAGGAGGAAGGGGAAAUGGGGGUUGGGUUUAAGAUUUGAAAUGAAGCUUUUGUUUUGACUUCAAGGAGGGGUAACUGCAUCUCCAAGGUGUGUUUGUGUGGUGAUGGAUCAGAAAAGUUGCAGAGGCAAAGGCAGAUGGCAACAAUGGCGGUCUUUUUGUUCUGAUCUUCUCUUCGAGUGAGUGCAACUUUGUCUCUCUCAGCUAAUUUUGCUUCUAGUUUAGCUUGCGCCUCCUUUUUUUUUUGGCUACUGAAUCAAAUGUCAUGCUAGUUUAAAUGUAAUAAAGAGUUCUUUAAUUUAGGAUGAAUAUAUGUUUAAGUCUUUGUUGUUGUUGGA